Messenger RNA from Synchiropus splendidus (mandarinfish), 1906 nucleotides. RefSeq lists its product as uncharacterized. The record is from RefSeq and is a predicted model, not a curated record. Gene Ontology annotation, cellular component: membrane. Lineage: Eukaryota; Metazoa; Chordata; Actinopteri; Syngnathiformes; Callionymidae. Gene Ontology annotation, molecular function: signaling receptor activity. Gene Ontology annotation, biological process: adaptive immune response. Bases 117 to 1184 code for a protein of 355 amino acids. The transcript has 6 exons.
UAUCAGCUGUCAGCCUUUAACCCACUCAGCUGGCAUGACAGGUCAGUUAACCUCAUUAGUGUAAGACGUCCAGCUGUUGCUUCUGCGCUCUGGUGAUUCUUCUCACGACCGCGGUGAUGAUGAAGCACCUCAUUGGUCUAUGGAUUGUGUUGGCUGCGCUCAAUGGCUGUGCGUGGAGCGCGACGCGGUUCAUCGAAGUGACAGUCGGGGGCUCCGUGACGCUGCCCUGCGUGGUGGCGCGCGACACCCGCAGUCCCUCUGCAGUCAAGCUCCGGCGCACCUGGCUGCGGCCCGGCCAGUUCUUCUUCAAAUACACCGACACGGACUUCAGCGUGGACGAGGGCGACUCCAGCCGCGUGAGUGCCAGCGGGGACCCCAGCACCCGCUCUGUCAACGUGACCAUCUCUGAGCUGAGGCUCGACGACACGGACCGCUACCGCUGCGAGUUUGUGGUGGCGAACCUCUCGUCUGAAGACGACCUGGUGCCCGGGGUGGACGACUUCUUCCUGCUCACCAGCGCGAACAGUCCCGCCUCUCAUGAUGUGGAGUGGGUGGAUGUGUGUGCCGGGGACUCGGCUGAGAUCCCCUGCGUCAGUCCUCAUGGAGCCGUGGAGGGGGUGACGCUCAAGCGCCAGAGGGGCCGCAACGGCGUGGAGCUUCUGUACCACUCCCAGCGCCACUACAGCGGCACCUCAGAGAGCCUCCUGCCCCCCGACAGGGUGCGCCUGUCGUCAGUGCCGGGUCCCCACGGUCUCACCUACAACCUGACCCUGCUGCAGAUGCAGCCGGAGGACAGUGGCCGCUACAGCUGCCAGUUCACACAGCAGGGCAAGGCCGACAGCAUCACCCGACUGGGGAGGAAAGUGGUCUUCGUUUCAGUGCAAGGUGGGGUGUGCAGCUGCUCUGGUUACACCACGCUGCUCUUCGUCGUCUGCUCGGCGGUGGUCAUCCUCGUUCUGCUGCUCGGCCUCCUGUUUGUUUGCCAAGUGAAGAUUCGCCGCAAACAGCAGCCACACCCUCAGCCUGCCAUCUACGAGGAGAUGGUUGGGGUGCAGCUCCCUGCCAGAAAACUGCGAAACCUGGAGGAAGUGGAUGGUUGUGAGUACAGGAACUUCUCUGUGAAGAGUCCCCGCCUUGAAAACCACUACGAAACUCCGAGUGGGGCCCUUCGGCCCAAAGAAUGAAGGCAUUAAAUGUCACGCACGCGUCCUUUUUUUUAACUGUGCGAUCACGUUUUCCUUUCUGUUGCAGCUUCGUUCCUUUAAGCUGAACACGGCACUGUGACCUUUCUUCAAGGUCAAGAUGAAUACAAAUGAAAGGCCCCGAUUUAGUCACAUUAAAAUGCAAAUGUUAAAUUAAAUUUUCAUUGCAAAACUUAUUUAUAUUUGCUUGGUACGUAACAAGGUCAUGCUGGCUUCAUGUGUGUGACUCUUGAGAUGGAAGGUCUCGGCAAAUAACUUCUUGAUGAAUCCGUCUGCAGGACACCAAAGCUCACCGUCGUGACCUUUGAUAUGGAGGCUGAGGUAUGAGAAGCGCUCCUUCCUGCUGAAGAUUUAGGCCUCCCUUGUUGUUAGGGAUGUGAUCAGUUCAGAGAACUUCUUGAUACUUCAUUUGUCAGAGUUCCAUCCAAAAAGUACACGGAAAUGGAGGGAAAAAAAACGGUCAAGUUCAUGACAAAUAAAGUUCACUUAAACUGAUACAAGGCUUUAUUUUGGUAAGAGAAGCCAGGAUUUCUGCCAAUUGAUAUGUUGUCGGGGUUGUAUAUAUUAUGUUUCUUUAUACCCUUUUUUUUAAGAAGAAGAAUAAAAACUGUUGGGUUUCAAUGUACUCCCUUGGGUCUCUAUUUAUGUCUGCAGAAGUGCCGCUGUUAUGUAUGAACCGAAAGAUUUUGGAAUAAAGAAACUGA